ACGUUUAAAUAUAAAAAACAACUUAAACUCCACCAGCAAAUGCAUUUGAAAGACCGACCAUACCUUUGUACUAAAUGUGGAAAGGGUUUUGCAGAUAAAUAUGGUUUGAAAAGUCAUGCUCUUUCCCAUUCAGAGGAAAAGCCGUACAUAUGUAACUUCUGUGAAUCCAGCUUUAAAACACAAGGCGCUUUAAAUGUACAUGUCAGGGUGCACACUGGGGAAAAGCCCUAUUCUUGCAAGGAAUGUGGGAAAGAAUUUAGACAAGCAGCGAAUUUAAUUCAACAUGAACGAACUCAUACAGGGGAGAAACCUUAUGAGUGUGAAGUGUGUAAAAAAAGAUUUAACCAUAGUGGUAAAUUAAAAAUUCAUUUUCGUACACAUAGUGGUGAAAAGCCUUAUGUCUGUCCACACUGUAAAAGGUGUUUUGCUGUUAGGGAUACACUUAAAAAACACAUUUGGACCCAUACAGGACAACGCCCUUACAAAUAUAAGAAAACAAAGAGCGCAAAAGAAGUUUUGCCGAGAUUCCCUUGUGAGAUAUGCAAUAAAAUGUUCAAGUUCAAAGCAAACCUAAUAUCUCAUCAAAGAACCCAUACUAAAGAGAAGCCUUUUUUGUGCAGUACUUGUGGAAAGGCUUUUGGCGAAAAGCAUGGCUUAAAAGUUCAUUUAAACAUUCACACAGGUGAGAAACCAUUCUCAUGCACAGUGUGCGAUAGCAAAUUUUCAGCGCCUACAGCUUUAAGGAUACACAUGCGAAGACACACAGGAGUUAAACCUUAUCAGUGUGAUAUGUGUGAAAAGGCUUUCUUCCAGGCCAGUAAUUUGAUAAGUCACAAAAGGUCGCAUACAGGGGAAAAACCGUAUGUGUGCAGCCUUUGUGCUAAAAGAUUCUCUGCCAGUAAUAAGUUAAAAAUACACAUGAGGAUGCACAGCGGCGAAAAACCGUACCGUUGUACGCAGUGCGGCGAAAGUUUUGCCAGAAAAGACGUUUUAACCACUCACAUGAGACGCCAUACCGGGGAAAAACCGUACACUUGCAAGAUAUGCCACCAGUCAUACUCGCAAAGCGGUACCCUGUAUACUCACAUGAAGACGCAACAUAAACAGAAGACAGAACCGCCAUCUAUGGAGUUUUAAUAGUAUGUAUAUAGAGUGUAACCAUAAAAAAACUAUAGGAGAACUUUGAUGUACUUGUUUAAAUUCGAGUUUCAAGAAAAAUGAACAGUUGAAAAUAAGAAUUUCGUGGCAUUUUUUUAUUUGUCAAAUCACCUAUGAUCGAAAAAAAUGGUGUCACAGUAGCUUUUGAAUGACAAAUUCCGGAUUUUGUCGGAACGUUUUUGUCGGAAAGUACAUUUAAAGAACUAAAAACUAUUUCAAAGGCUACUGUAACACCGUUUUUUCUGUUGUAUAGUACAGUUCCUUAAACAAUUGAUAACUGAAAAAUAUGGUGAAGUUCAAUUAAAAA
Sitophilus oryzae (rice weevil) is the source of this 1465-nucleotide messenger RNA. RefSeq names its product zinc finger protein OZF-like. The transcript is spliced from 6 exons. The record is from RefSeq and is a predicted model, not a curated record. Lineage: Eukaryota; Metazoa; Arthropoda; Insecta; Coleoptera; Curculionidae. Gene Ontology annotation, molecular function: DNA-binding transcription factor activity; RNA polymerase II cis-regulatory region sequence-specific DNA binding. The coding region runs from base 40 to 1137 and encodes 365 amino acids. Gene Ontology annotation, biological process: regulation of transcription by RNA polymerase II.